Messenger RNA from Rosa rugosa (rugosa rose), 1413 nucleotides. RefSeq names its product U-box domain-containing protein 35. The record is from RefSeq and is a predicted model, not a curated record. The transcript has 4 exons. NCBI's taxonomy places the organism in Eukaryota, Viridiplantae, Streptophyta, Magnoliopsida, Rosales, Rosaceae. The coding region runs from base 190 to 1248 and encodes 352 amino acids.
GGGGGAACGCGCGGUCAAACCAAAGCAGCUAGCUGCUACUUAUAUAUUAAUUCAAUAUCAAUAACUCUGGCGUCCGUGGUUCUUGUCCCUCGAUAUAUCAAUAUUCCAAACAAAGAAAUUAGCUAGAUAGCUUAUAUUGUUGAGACUUGACUUGAUUGUCAGGAACCAUCGGGUGAGUGAAAAAUUGAUAUGUCAGUGUGGUUGACGACGAAGGAGACCGGGGCGGCCUUGCCCUUGCACUCAGAAAUAGAUCAUGAUGAAAUUCAUCGGACGAGGAGCACUACUGGCCAUGAAGGAAGUGAAUACCGUCAGCCGCAGCAACAGUACCACCGUGAUGAAGAUGAGUACCAGCUGCAAGGCCAGUUUCAGCACGAGUGCAAUAUCUCAAGGAAUAGUGUAUGGGAGAUAGAAGAGGAAGAAGAAGAAGAUGAUCAUGAGGGUUUGAAUUAUUCAAUUGGAGGAUCAAAUACUAGUAUCCCAAUUGAGAUCAAAGAGCUUUUCGGGGCGAAGCGCUACUUUCCCAUGCCUUCCAUCAAGGAAGAACAAUAUGAUCAUAUUAAUGGUCUGCCUCAUUCUUCUUCAUCGUCUGACAUUGUUGACUGCGUUUAUGUGGCCGUCGGAAAGAGCGAGUCAAGCAUGGACGCCUUAAACUACGCCGUCAAGCAGCUGCUGCUGUCAUCCAACACUAUCCUCUAUCUCAUUCACAUUUUCCCAGAGAUCAAGUACAUCCCAAGUCCAUUAGGAAAACUUCCAAAAAGUCAAGUGAGCCCAGAACAAGUGGAAAGUUUCAUGGCUCAAGAAUCAGACAAGAGAAGACAACUCCUUCAGAAGUAUAUUGAUAAAUGCUCGGCUGCAAAGGUUAAGAUGGAUACUCUGCUGAUUGAAAGUGAUAUGAUCGCCAAGGCUAUUGUGGACCUUAUCCCUAUUCUCAACAUAAGAAAACUGGUGCUUGGAACGAACAAAUCUAAUUUGAGGAAAUUGAUGUCCGGGAAAGGAGCAAGGGGAAUAGCUGAUCAAGUCCUUCAAAGUGCACCCCAAGGUUGUGAGAUUAAUAUCAUUUGUGAAGGAAAUCAAGUGAUGAUUAAUGACUCGCUUUCCCCACGUGGCAUUGCCAAUGAUCACAUUGCACCAAAUACACUUUCCCCUAGAGGAGGAGGCAAUGAUGAUAACCCUAACUCUAUCCUAGACCGCGAUCAGAGGAAUGAACCCUGUUCAUUCCUGUGUUUUAAACCGAUGUUCUCCCAAUAGUUAAUAUAAGAGCUCUGUACACAUAUGGUCAAUAGCGGGGAUAGCUCAGUUGGGAGAGCGUCAGACUGAAGAUCUGAAGGUCAGGUGUUCGAUCCACCUUCACCGCAAAGCAAAUUGUAAUUUUUGUUUCUCUUUUUGUGAUAUGAAAAUCCAGUUUAAAAACUA